AUGGGGUCGAGGGAUCAUGACAGAAUUCACGCCAACACACCGCAAGGGCAGCCCCAGACCCCUGCCAACAACACUCCUUUUCGGCGAGCGGCAAUCACAAAGGCGGCCACGACUACGAAGGCAACAAGACAGACGAGAAACAAAAAUAAGAGCCCCGAGCCCUCGAUCUCGAGUUUGAAGCCUCGGAAGAUACGUUCUCCUGCAGACUGGGACAGCCAGACUACCCUGACGCAGAUCGACUAUGUGAGGAGGCCGCCGCAGGACAACGAAGCGCUGGAUUACAUCGAGAACGACGAUGGCAAAAGCACUCGGAAGGGCGAAAUUGAGGUGAUCGACCUGGAGCAUGAAUCCAGUGAUGAUGAUACCGAAUAUCGUCCCUCGAAUCGGCGAACGCGGGAAACUCGCACUCCCAGAGUCCAGCAUGCGAAUCGAGAUAAGAGUACUGGCAGGCGUGGAUCCAGUAUCAAGGACAGCAGGCUUGAGAAUAGUGGGGAAAAGAGCACUAAACAUGGAAGAAAAUCUAUGACCAUGAAACCAGGAAAGUCGAAGGACGAGAAGGGGAGAAACAAAACGCUCACACAGAUGGACUUUGUGCGACGCUUCAUCAUCAUCGAUGACUCGGACGACGAUCGGGACCUGGAGUAUAUCGAGCGUACUUCCAAGGAUCACACUAGAGACGACGCAAAGACGAACAACAAACCCAGUGUAAACAAUGACGCUGAACAAAGGACGGAUAACCAGGGUCCUCGGAAGAAAAGGAAGCUGAGCAAUGAUCCUGCGUCUGUCGGGUCGCCUGUGAUGCCACAGUCGGAUAAAGUAGUCGAGUCACCGGCUAAAAAUCAUAUCACUGUCAACCGUCCUAUUCUGAAUCCUUCUACGCCUCAAAAAUGUCAGAUGUCUCAGAGGCUGGAGAUCCCCUCUUCACAGUCUCCCGAAAGUCCUGGUCAACUGAUCAUCCCAUCACCUCACCUACGCGAUGUCCCUCGGUUUCCUCUUAAACCUCUGCCAGGUAACACCGUCGACAAAACGCCUGAAAAAGGAAAAAAGACAAUUGUUCCUGACGGCAGAUCUUCACCACGCUCAGCUCGUGCAUUGUCACGAUCAAAGUCUCCAGUACCAGAGUCCCCAACCGUCGCUGAUUCGCAACGUCCUCCUCUCACGGAGGUACUAGACGCUGACACCCCACUACAGUCGCAGGGUGACAUGAAUGGUCAUGCACCAUCGUCUAGGCCACGGGAAGAACAAGAACAUGAUGAAGCGGAAGGGAAAUCCUCCGCGAGAUUUGAAAAGACAGUCGUGUAUGAGACUGAUGCUGAGACGGAUUAUGGUGACUUUGAUGACACAAUGACACAGUCUAGUCAAGCUGGUCGGCGAGACGGUGGAGAUGACAGGAGCGAUGCUGCGGGAAGUGACAAUGGACCCCAUAGUGAUGACUCGCAGGAUCUGCCUCCGCAAGUCCCCAAUUCGGGUACUGAUCUCGAGGGGGGUGAUGGUAACUAUUCAGAUCACGCGUUGCCUUCAGAUGCAUCCUUAUUCUACCGCCGACCACCUCAAUACACUCAGUUUCCGGCUGGACCGGUCCCGCAGCUGAACACUCAACGGAUAGCAGAGCUAUUUCCGGAAGACAGCAGCACUCAACAAGGUCCCAACGGCGGUUCAACGCGGGGACAAUCUUCUCCGCCAAAGAAUCAUCCUUCCGACAUUUUGUGCCCCCAGACGCAAACCCAGACCCAGAGCCAAGAUCCCUUGAAAAUGUCGACUGAAGUCGUGCCAGAAUCCUCACCGGUGCAGAGAGAUGCGGACGACACGAAGGAUGUCGAUGAUCCUCAUCCAAUACCUCCUCCGCAGGAGUCAGUGGUUCUUGUAGAGUCUUCGCAGCCGGUGGACAAGAUCAACAGACAGAAGGAUCCGGGUCCUGAGCCGCGGAAACUUGUAUCUGCUGGUCAAUGGCUCACGGAUAGCGUGAUGGAGAGCCUACCUGCUCCACCGUGGCAGCUGAGCCAGGACAGUGUUGGGGAGCCAUAUCCAUUACCUGAAGGGGGAGUCACUCCUGACAGCUGGCUCUCCGUUUUUGCGAUUGUUUCUUUUUCUCUACGUCCUGUAAUUGGAAGAACCCUUCUCGGAUCGUCUGGAGGUAUGGAUAUUGCCUACGACCAUAUCCAGGAGGAUCUCCUGUCCUCCAAUGAGGCCUCCAAGUCGGGCGAUGGUUCCGAUGGCUCGUCCAGCAGUCAACGCCCGAACCUCGAUCUCAGCGCCGAAUUCCAGGAGACGUUCCGCGCAUUCUCUAACAGUUCUUGGGGUAUAAAAAUUGGUGGGAUCUGGGACAAUGUGCGCAAACAGGGAGAGAGCUAUUACGAGGGUGCCCGGCAGGAGUAUGCGGCUGCGAGCGAGGAGGCUGUGAAAGGAUUCACGGAUCUACGCGACAGUAUCGUGGGCAGAACUAGAGGUUUAUCCUUGGGUGGAGCACUGUCCAGUCUUACAGACAGCGGCAAGAACAAGGAGACGGAUGAAGCUGCUACCCCGACCGCCUCCAAGGAUGAGAAAGAGGGCGAGGAAGGGGAGAGCUUCAUCGCACGCUUCCGUGCGGAAGCCGCGAAGAGGCUGAAGGAUAUCGAGAGGGCGGAGGAUGCUGCAGAUGAAGCCCUCUUGCGAUUCGGGACCAACAUCCGCAACUUCUUGCGGGAUGCCGUCAGCAUUGCUCCUCCCGAUGAGGGCAGCUCCUCCGACAAGAACAAGGUGCUCUUCGAGAGCAAAGAUUCCGAGGGCAAGCGGGUUUUUCAUGCCACUCGUUUCGAGGCGCAGUUGCAUGUCAUCCACACCAACCUGGACAGCUUCAGCAAGGACCCUGUCAGCGACGAGUGGCCCGCUUUCAAGCAGAAUUUCAACGUGGAGAGCAAGACGGACGACAUUGCGAAGGAUUUAGAGGCGUAUCCUGAACUCCGGCGGGCAAUGGAGAAGCUCGUCCCGGAAAAGGUCGAAUACGCAGAUUUCUGGUCCCGAUACUAUUUCCUCCGCCUUGUGGUUGAGACGGAGGAGAAGAAGCGCAAAGAGUUGCUGAAAGGUGCUGCAGACGAAGAAGAAGUCGGCUGGGACGAAGACUCCGACUCUGAAUCCGAUUCCCCUUCGACCCCCCAGGUCAAAUCCAACAAACAGAGUGCCGCCUCCUCCAGCCUCGCAGUCUCGGACAAUGAUACCCUGAAACCAGUCGAGCCGCGCCGCUCCAACGACCAGCAAUCGCAGCCCGACAGCGAGUCCAGCUACGAUCUCGUCAGCGGCGCCAACAGCCGCACUCCGGGCAGCCCUCGCGAGAAGUCGAGCAACAGUAAAGCCGACGAGAGCGAUGAAGAGGAUUGGGAAUAA
This is a messenger RNA of Rasamsonia emersonii CBS 393.64, 3360 nucleotides long. Its product is annotated as BSD domain protein. Gene Ontology annotation, cellular component: cytoplasm. Bases 1 to 3360 code for a protein of 1119 amino acids. Lineage: Eukaryota; Fungi; Ascomycota; Eurotiomycetes; Eurotiales; Trichocomaceae. The record is from RefSeq and is a predicted model, not a curated record. The transcript is spliced from 3 exons.